Messenger RNA from Rhinolophus ferrumequinum (greater horseshoe bat), 4824 nucleotides. RefSeq names its product calcium voltage-gated channel auxiliary subunit beta 2 (gene CACNB2). The record is from RefSeq and is a predicted model, not a curated record. Lineage: Eukaryota; Metazoa; Chordata; Mammalia; Chiroptera; Rhinolophidae. Gene Ontology annotation, biological process: regulation of voltage-gated calcium channel activity; chemical synaptic transmission; neuromuscular junction development. Bases 505 to 2310 code for a protein of 601 amino acids. Gene Ontology annotation, molecular function: high voltage-gated calcium channel activity; protein binding. The transcript has 13 exons. Gene Ontology annotation, cellular component: voltage-gated calcium channel complex.
CAGCAGGAGCAGCAGUGUGCUCAGAAGCAGUAACACGAACAGCAGCAGGAGUAGGCCUCCUCUUGCACAAAGCAGGAAACUGCAGCCCCGUGAAAUGCAAGAUCCUCUGAUGUUCGAAAAUCUCCCGAGUUGAGAAUGGCUAUUGUAAAAAACGUUGCCAAGAAACUCUAAUGAUCCGGCCCAUCGUAACCAUGCGUUAGCACUAGUUACUGCAGGGAAAUGAAUGAUACUUUGGGUAGAUUUCUGGUCCAUAGACAACUCUCUGAAGAAGAAGAGAGCAAAUUACCUGCAAAAGAAAAACAAGGACCACAAAGUUUGGGCAUGCCUGCCAGAACGGUGGUGUUUUUAGAAACUACCUAGGAGGCAGAAGCUAAGUGUUGAUUUGCCCAUGCCUCUUACCUGGGAGCCGAAGGUGGGAAGAAAUGGACAGUGGCUCUCAUGAGAAGACAAGGCACAGUGCAGCUCGGUGAAGCCACACGCUGACUGCGUUCUGCACCGCUCUUCAUGCAGUGCUGUGGGCUGGUGCAUCGGCGGCGAGCACGGGUGUCCUAUGGUUCGGCAGACUCCUACACCAGCCGUCCAUCCGAUUCAGAUGUCUCUUUGGAGGAAGAUCGGGAGGCAGUGCGCAGAGAAGCAGAGCGACAGGCACAGGCCCAGCUGGAAAAAGCAAAGACAAAGCCUGUUGCAUUUGCAGUUCGAACAAAUGUCAGCUACAGUGCUGCUCAUGAAGAUGACGUUCCAGUCCCCGGCAUGGCCAUCUCAUUUGAAGCAAAAGAUUUUCUGCAUGUUAAGGAAAAAUUUAACAAUGACUGGUGGAUAGGGCGAUUGGUUAAAGAAGGCUGUGAAGUCGGAUUCAUUCCAAGCCCGGUGAAACUAGAAAACAUGAGGCUACAGCAUGAACAGAAAGCCAAGCAAGGGAAAUUCUACUCCAGUAAAUCAGGAGGAAACUCAUCAUCCAGUUUGGGUGACAUAGUACCUAGUUCCAGAAAAUCUACACCUCCAUCAUCUGCUAUAGACAUAGAUGCUACUGGCUUAGAUGCAGAAGAAAAUGAUAUUCCAGCCAACCACCGCUCCCCUAAGCCCAGUGCAAACAGUGUAACGUCACCCCACUCCAAAGAGAAAAGAAUGCCCUUCUUUAAGAAGACAGAGCACAUGCCUCCUUAUGAUGUGGUACCUUCCAUGCGACCAGUGGUCUUGGUGGGCCCUUCUCUGAAGGGGUAUGAGGUCACAGAUAUGAUGCAAAAAGCGUUGUUUGAUUUUUUAAAACACAGAUUUGAAGGGCGGAUAUCCAUCACAAGGGUCACUGCUGACAUCUCGCUGGCCAAACGCUCAGUGUUAAACAACCCCAGUAAGCACGCAAUCAUAGAAAGAUCCAACACAAGGUCAAGCUUAGCGGAAGUUCAGAGUGAAAUCGAAAGGAUUUUUGAACUUGCAAGAACAUUGCAGCUGGUAGUCCUCGAUGCGGACACGAUUAAUCAUCCGGCCCAACUCAGUAAAACCUCCCUGGCCCCGAUCAUAGUUUAUGUGAAGAUUUCCUCUCCGAAGGUUUUACAAAGGUUAAUAAAAUCUCGAGGGAAAUCUCAAGCUAAACACCUCAAUGUCCAGAUGGUAGCAGCGGAUAAACUGUCUCAGUGUCCUCCAGAGUUGUUUGAUGUGAUCUUGGACGAGAACCAGCUCGAGGAUGCCUGUGAGCACCUGGCCGAUUACCUGGAGGCCUACUGGAAGGCCACCCACCCCGCCAGCAGCAGCCUCCCCAACCCCCUCCUUAGCCGGUCGUUAGCCACUUCAACUCUACCUGUGAGCCCCGCUCCAGCCUCUAAUUCACAGGGUUCUCAAGGUGGUCAGAGGACUGACCGCCCCGUCCGUUCUGCUCCCCAAGCGGAAGAAGAGCCCUGCCCGGAGCCAGUCAAGAAGUCCCAGCACCGAUCUUCGUCGUCCGCUCAGCAUCACAACCAUCGCCGUGGGACGGGUCGGGGCCUCUCCCGGCAGGAGACGUUUGACUCGGAAACCCAGGACAGUCGAGAUUCUGCCUACGUGGAGCCGAAGGAAGACUAUGAACACGUGGACCACUGUGCCCCGCACCGUGACCACAACCACCGCGACGAGCCCCACGGCAGCAGUGAGCACAGGCACCGGGAGUCUCGGCACCGUGCCAGGGACCUCGACCGAGAGCAGGACCACAACGAAUGCAACAAGCAACGAAGCCGCCAUAAAUCCAAGGAUCGCUACUGUGACAAGGAUGGAGAAGGCACGUCCAAGAAACGGACUGAGGCUGGGGAGUGGAACCGGGAUGUUUACAGCCGCCAAUGACUUUGGCCCUUUUGUGUGUUUCUUUUUUUAAAGUCUUGUAUAACAGCACCCUCAAACGAAAUCUUUGGGGUCUACAUUGCAAUCAUAUGUGAUCUGUCUUGUAUAUUUUGUAUUGCUGUUGCUUACCUAGCAAUAGCAUGAAAUAGAGUAUUAAUAUACAUUUUUUUUCUUUUGUAAGUGCUAUAUAAAUUCGCCUGGUACCGCUGCAGUCCUCCGGUUGUGUACUGGACUUUUCAAAAACUGUUUGGGGUAGCUGCCACUCUGAACAAAAUCUGCUGCCAUUAGUAUUUUAAGAAAUGUAGUUGAUGUAUCCAGUAAGCCAGAAUUGGCCCAGGUAAAAAGUGGAAGUUCUUGAUUCUACAGAUUUUUAAUAUGUAGGCAUCUGAUUUGCAUAUUCAUUCAUCCAUGGACCACUGUUUCUUGCUUGUACCUCUGGCUGACUAAAUUUGGGGACAGAUUCAGUCUUGCCUUACACAAAGGGGAUCAUAAAGUUAGAAUCUAUUUUAUAUGUACUAGUACUGUGUACUGUAUAGACAGUUUGUAAAUGUUAUUUCUGCAAACACCUUCUUAUAAUUAUAUAUAAUAUAUAUAUGAGUUUGAUCACACUAUUUUAGAGUCUUAAUGCCAAUUCAGCAGAUUUGCUUUAUGAAUUACAGGGACUAGAAAUGCCCACAUUCAGGAAAUUUGUAAUAACAUCUAGGCACCUAUCCCCAUUCUAGUAGAAAGUCUGUAUAUACUGUAAAUACGUGUGAUUGCUUGACUCGAAAAGGGUUGAUUUCCGAAUGUUUUACCAUCCUUGUAAGUUUAUAAUUUUGACCAUAAAUUAUGGUAAAUAUAACCAAACUCCAAAGGUUGUUCUAAUCCAUGCAGUUCACACUGAUUGUGACAAACACAUUCUUAGUAGCUAGUGUCUCUGUCACUGCACUGGAGCCCAUGGGCCGGAACUCUGUAUGCACGUGCGUCUGUGUGUCAGUGUGUGUGGUGAUUGUUUGAGAUGAAUCUGAAUGCUGAAGACAAAUGAAGAAACUAGAGACUGAUAUCCAGAAUUCGACCCACCUGGCUUUGUACUGAAUCGUGCUGUGUAUUCCUUUAAUGAUCCGUUGAGCAGUCAGGGAGCGUGCUGCCAAAGGUGACUGGGAAAGCAUUCAUCUGUUGGCUCCUUGUUUUUGCUCCUAGAGAGUAAAAAAUACAGGCAACUUUUAACUGUGAGUGUUUCACUGGAAAUGUACAAUUUGUGUGUGUUCGAGUAUUUGUUAUAGUAAGAAACGUUUACACAGCUUGUAGAAUUAUUUCGUGGGAAAAUAAAUUUUUCUAACUCCUCCCACUUCCUUUUCUAAACCUGCCUAUCCUCCCUGUUAUCUCCCUGUUAUCGCCCUGUCAUUCCAUCCCCCACCCCCAACUCGAACAGUUUCACUGUCUGUCAAAACCUAGAAGUGCUUCUUAUAACCAAAGUUUCUGCUCUUCAGAAGUAAUCAGGGCAUAUGGGGUGACUUGCAGUGAACAAGAUGUUAAGAAUAUUUUCCUACACAUCAGACAUCGACUCUGAAGGGGAAGCCAGAAGACUUGCCUCACGGAUAUUGCUGUAAGCAGCUCACAAUGUGGUUGUCACACUAAGGCUGAAACCUUCUCCAUGUCUCUAAAGUGUACACUUUGUCCAGUUACGACUGGGCAGAUAAGACAGUAUUAAGUGUGCAAGUUGCUAGCACUUGAAGUUUGUCCCUGGAAAAUGCCUAUCUAUAAUUGCCUGACUUCAGAUUUGUACAUUAUAUAAUUAUGAUUAUUCUGUUAAAUACAUGAAUCUACUUUUUAUUUGGCUCCUUUGAUUAUUCCAGAUCUUGCCAAAUAUUCUUGGAUCUUUAGAAGUAAAAUUGUUUCAUCACUUUUAACUCCUUAUUUCGCCUACUCCCAAGAAAACUCAAGAGUUUUAAAAAUGAGUUACGCAUAGUGUUGUAUCAGCUAAUAUGAAACAUUUCCCUCAGAAUCAAUGCAUUUGUUAAUUAGCUCUGUAAUGUUGACAUGAAUUUAUUUACUGAAUAUAAAAACUGUAGUCAUAAUAUAUAAAUUGAUGCAAAAUAGUCACAUCAUCAGGAAACCAUAUUCUAAUUAAGACUGCUUUUAUGAAGUAUUUCCGAUAAACGUUCCGUCACGGUAAGAUGUUGCUGACAACCAGCCUCAUCCUUUGCUACAUCUAAUUUCAUCCCGAAACUUCAGAAUACUUAAAUUCUUGAAGCAUAACUGGUAUUUAUCUAACCUGCUGCUAUCAUUAAUCCCUUUCAAAGAGUCGUGCUAAUGGAGUCCAUUUUUUAAAUUCUGUACCUGGAUUCUUAGCUUUUCACUUUGCUGUGAAACAUGUAAGUCCGAAUCAGAGUAUUCCUCAAAAAACUGUAUUACAGGAUUUGACAUAAGACCAUCUAUACAUGAAAACUGUACAGCGGGCAUAUCUGUAAAUGGUGUGUACUAAAUCUGUAAACGAGAAGUAAUCCCAGGGACAAUGGGGUAUUUACUGACCUGUGG